Cloeon dipterum is the source of this 1782-nucleotide messenger RNA. RefSeq names its product putative sodium-coupled neutral amino acid transporter 11. Gene Ontology annotation, biological process: amino acid transmembrane transport. The transcript is spliced from 7 exons. Lineage: Eukaryota; Metazoa; Arthropoda; Insecta; Ephemeroptera; Baetidae. The coding region runs from base 103 to 1506 and encodes 467 amino acids. The record is from RefSeq and is a predicted model, not a curated record. Gene Ontology annotation, molecular function: L-amino acid transmembrane transporter activity.
AUGUGUAUGCACUCUUCAGCAGUCUCACGUCGGCUUUGUCGAACCCCAUCAACUGCGGCAAUCGCCCUGUGACGGCCGCACCUGACGGGCCACGGCUACGCCAUGGCCACCAAGGCGGCCACUGAAACAACCCCACUCAAAACCAAAACUGUUGGCCAGGCAACUUUCAUUCAACAGAGUCCGGCUGCCUCUGAGGGAUCUGCUAGCGACACAAAGCAGCUGAUUGAACAGGAUGACGGCGCCGUUUUCAAGAGCAGCAUUGCCUCGGCCAGCUUCAACUAUAUCAACUCCAUCAUCGGCAGUGGGGUGAUCGGCAUGGCUUACGCUUUGAAAGAAGCAGGAUUUGGCUUCGGACUGAUUCUACUAUUGGUUGUGGCUGUCAUCACCGACUAUUCACUCGUGUUAAUGGUGCGAAGCGGACACCUCUGCGGAGCUUUUUCCUACCAGGGCAUCAUGCACGCAGCUUUCGGCAGGCCCGGUUACAUCCUCCUCUCUACUCUCCAGUUUUUUUACCCUUUUAUUGCAAUGGUCAGCUACAACAUAGUGGUGGGCGACACCGUGACCAAAGUACUGAUCCGCGUGUUUGACAUGUCGCACAACUCGGCCCUGACGCACCGCGAGCUCGUGACGCUGGUGGCGACGCUGCUGAUCACGCUGCCACUGUGCCUGCAGCGCGACGUGGCGCGUCUCUCGCGCGUCUCCUUCAUGUCCCUCGUGUUCGUCGGCCUGAUCCUGGCGGCGAUCAUCGCCAGGGCGCCGUACAUGGAGCCGCUGGUCCCACCGGUUGCCGACGGCUGGCGCUUUGCUAAGGGGGACGUCGUGCAGGCCGUUGGCAUCAUGGCCUUCGCCUUCAUGUGCCACCACAACACCUUCCUCAUCUACCACUCGAUGGAGGACGCGAGCCAGAGGCGCUGGGACACGGUCACGCACAUUUCUGUCGGCGUCUCCGCACUCAUUUCCUUUGCUUUCGGCGCCAUCGGCUAUGCCACUUUCACAGAUUGGGCGCAAGGCGAUCUUUUGGAAAAUUACUGCUGGAGCGAUGAUCUCAUGAACGGUGCCCGGGUAUUGUUCAGCGCGACCAUUCUGUUGACGUAUCCGUUUGAGUGCUUUGUGGCUCGGGAGGUGUUGAAGAACACCGUCCUUUGCGGGCGACCUGACACAACAGCAAUGCACGUCAGCAUCUCCCUCUUGCUGGUUCUCGUCACUCUUCUCCUCUCCAUGAUCACCGACUGUCUAGGAAUCGUGUUGGAAUUAAAUGGCAUCCUUGCCGCGGUCCCGCUUGCGUAUUUGCUCCCGGCCAUGUGCUACUGCAAAUUGGAACAAGGAUCCCUCUUUUCGAAGAAAAAGUUUCCCGCCCUCCUGACAGCAUUAUUUGGGGCCAUCGUUGCGAUCAUGGGCACCACGAUGCUUAUCAUCAACUUUGAGACAGCCAGCGAGUGCAGCCACGGAGUAUCAAUGUCUUACUGCCGCGACCUAGACAACACGACCAUGGUUGAGCCAAAAUAAAAGUAUAUAAAUAUUGUGAAACCCGAUAUUAUAUCUCUAAAAUUAACUCCACCAUUGUCAAAGAAGGAAUCUCAACCGCAUGACUGUGUGUUUAUUUGUGUUUAAUUCAAAUAAUGUCCUAUGGCGUACAAAUUAUUUCUUAAAUAGUUAAUGGACAAGCGUAGACAAGAGCGUUUCUAGAUUUUCUCAAAUGUUAUAUUAUGUUAGCACACUUUUGUUUAGAUUUGUUAUCUGACUAAAUAAAUAAUGAUUUAUUUUGAGAUGAGCCCUAUUAAA